AUGUACAGAAGGGGACACCAGACACCGUAUACCGACCAUCCCCCACCAAAAAUUACGAACCCUGAGAAUCCUUGGAAACCCAGAAAACCCAAGAAAAUAUCGGCCGCGAAGCGGCCGAAUUUUUUUCCAAAGUCCCCUUCUCUAGCUGCCCCCUGGGACCCUUCCCACCCUUUGCCCCAAGACCCCCGGUCUGUACAGUGCUACAUCUCUCCAGAGAGUCGAGACCCCCGUCGCCGCUGUAACACUACGUUGUCACAUCACUCCUCAACCCGGAGUCAUAUCACCAGCGCUCCGGUCAUAACACUCGCCGAGUUGCCACCCGGCCCGGCCAGCUUCAUACGACCAACCCUUAUCGGUGUUUCAGCCUACAUACAACGGCCUCUCCAACUUCCUCCCAUCACGCUUCCCACAAUAAACAUCGCACGAAGAACAAAUCAUCCGUUAAUGGCUAUCCAUCGUAUCUCUGUUCGUGGCACCGACCGCACGCAGCAAGUCCGUCGUCGUAUCUACGCAAGUCGAAUCGCUGCCAAUCUGUCAAGACUUCGCAGUUCUGAAAUUAACGAUGGGCAACGAGCACGAAGGCCCACAAACGAACCAAAUGACAAUGUCAUGGAUCAUCUGACUGGAUCGUUAGAUGUCUUUCAAGAUAAUGAACAAGAGGACCGACCAGACACCAAUGCAGACGAAGGUGGAGACGAGACUGAACAGGCCCCUGUAUGGGUUGACUUGAUUGAAGAACAGCCAGACGAGAUUGACGAUCUGAUUGCAGCCGACAAAGAGCGACAUCGUCAACAAGCGCGUGACUUUAAUUGGACUGUACUCAUCAACUACCUCCUGCCUGUUUACAUGCGGCUACGAAUAGUGACCAAAAAUUGGUCAUCUACUAAUAGUUAUGAUACCUUCUCUAGCUGCUUGACAACAUGUUCAAAGAAGUACAAUCGCUUGCAACGCAAGCAAGUCACCUUUUGUGAAUGCACUAUGGAUGGUGUUAGGCUUCUACAACAAGGAUACCUUGCUGGCUCACCAGUCAAGCCACAGACUGCUUUUUCGCUCCCGCUUCUCAUUUUCCACAACAGCCUCUGGAAUCACUGCCACAUAGGUGCACAGCCCUUCACAUUAGCCCUCAACGAUUGGCUUGAACCUCGAUCACAGAGAUUGUGUGCCCGAAAAGGAAAACAUCCCAGACAGCUCCGAAAACCAUUCUCAGCUGCAGUUGACAUGUUCCGACAGCUGGAAGAGAAACGGAAAAAGUCAAUCUUCUCGGUGUUGGGGCUCUCUAACCAGGAAGUAUUGGCUUCCUCAUCCUGCCCUGCUUGCUUUGGGCCACAGCCCCCUAAUUCGUCUGAUUAUACUGCCAACAUGCGCGAUCGGCUUAUAGUUUGUCUUGAUGGCAACUUCCAGCACCGUCACCAAAUCAAAGCUAGUCGCAAUCACGAAAAACUACGUACACCUCAAUUUUUCAUCAGCCAGGCAGAUGUCGAUAUUGUCUCACAAGAAAUUCGGCACCAAGAAGCUCAAGGAAUGACUCCUGAACAGGCUGAUCGUUGUACAGAAUCUCACAAGGCGGCGGACGACAAACGUAAUGAAUCAACAUGGAAAGGAUGUGACGACACUGGGCUAAUGGGAUGCUGCUGCCGACACGAUGCAGCUAUCUAUUUGACAAACAUAUACAAAUCUGGCGAGCAGAGGCACUUCCCGAUGACCAUAAUCAAGAAGCUUCUCUCCGACAUUGAGCCCAACCGUCAAGUUGGAGUAUUGUAUGAUAUAGGAUGUACAAUGGAUAAAUAUAUUGAUCGUCGCCAACUCAUACCACAAUAUCGAAGCCAACUUAAAUUUGGAACAUCAGUCUUCCAUGCCUAUGCCCACAACUGGCUCUGCCAACUUGAAUUUCAUCCUAGAUUCAAUAAAGGCUGGGGGUUGUCAGAUGGUGAAGGUCUUGAGAGGCUUUGGUCUUAUCUCUCCUCUCUUGUCAGCCCCUUAAGGUAUGCCACUCGCAAUCAUCGGUUGGCUGCUAUAUCACAUCGAGUAAAACAUCACAACAACAGAGGAAUCAAACAGCUUCCUUACUGGCUCCGGAGAAAGUUUCAUCAGGCCAUUAAACGGCGACAGGAAACUCAAUCAACUCUGACUACUCUUCUAAGCAAGCGGAACCCUCACGAACAGCUUGGCCAAAACUUCACAAUCGACUUCUUCAAGAAACAAUGGAAGGCCCAGCAGCAAUUCCACACAGAGCACACGGAAGCCGAGAUAGACCGUAGGAACAAACUUGUGGCACUCUACAAGCGAGAAGCAACUGUUGAGUACAUGAGGGAACGUUUACAGGGACCUGAAAUUUUCUUGGUCACUGUGGCUGAGGUUCGUGAGCUCAUGGACUCAAUAGUAGCACAGUCUGACUCAUUGGCAAGUGAAAUUGCUGAGCUCACUGGUCGAAUGGAGGGGGGAUCAAACAGAGAUUACGAGGAGGAGAAGCUCCGACUGCUUCUCUGGGAUGCCAAAUCCGAGCUGUUUGUGCAAGCCGUUCAUAUUCAUGCAGAGCGGCAACCUCUACUAAAUUCCCAUAUCAUGGGAUCACAUCUUGGCACCCAAGGAAAAGAGAACAUCAUUAAAGCACUGCAGAACCGACGCCCAGCCGUCAAGAAAAUAAUCGAUACGUUCAAUGGGCUAUACGAACAAUUCCAACAGAAGUACCCCGAGCAGCAUCUGUCGGACGCCCACGACCAUCCUCUCACAUACGAUGACUUUGUUGAAUGGGAAAUGGAUCACCCAUUUUGGAAUGAUGGUUUGUAUCACCAUAUGGAGGCCCCUUGGUCAAUCGACCCAGACGUCAAAACGGGUAUCAACUGCAUUCUAAUCCUUCGUCGUGUUCAAGAGGAGUUUGAGCUCAUUGCUCAGGAAUUGGCCAGGGCUGUUGGUUGGGCCAUUGCAACCCACUCACAACUAACUGAGACUAUUGCGCACAUCACAACACGUAUCAACCUUGUGAAAUCUGAUCCGAAUGUGGCUACUGAUCGAUUCGACGAUUUGUCUUUUGGAGUGGUCUCCCGGCUUGGUAAAUUGGAAUUGGUGCAGGAAGAGUUGAAGUUAUCUUUGAUUGAUCAUGGCAAGUUGAUCGAGGAUUGGAAUGAUCAGGUAAACUCCCUGUGGAGACAAUGCCAGCCAAGUGGUAACAGUGCUCAGUUUCAGCAAUGGACUGAAUUGAUUGACAAGGUCAAAGUUGAUCAAAGCACUGUGUUUCCCACUCUUUCAGCAUUCAGUCAACCUCAAAAUGAUGUUGAGGAUGCCCUUGAAGAAGCAAUAUUAGGUGUGGGUUUAGAUGAUGGAGAAGAUGCAGAUGAAGAGUGGAUGUCAGAAGGGGAGGAGAUUUCAUGAUGCCAUUUCACUAUUCCAGAGCAUCCUUUUUUGAAGCUUGUGGACUAUUUACUCCAAUUAGUGAUUUCCUCUGCUAGUUUGAUUCUCUUCCCUGAUUAGUCUCUGCUAGUUUUUCUCACUUGCUUGAUCAGUGUGUUGGUGUAACCCAGAACAGUUCCAUAGUUUUUUAAUUCUACCAUUUGACCAUCAUUGUCAAGAGAAGAUACUUAUAUUAAUUCACUGAGUUGGUAAAAAU
Molecule: messenger RNA, 3604 nt
Organism: Puccinia graminis f. sp. tritici CRL 75-36-700-3
Lineage: Eukaryota; Fungi; Basidiomycota; Pucciniomycetes; Pucciniales; Pucciniaceae
Exons: 11
Coding region: 1-3369 (1122 amino acids)
Source: RefSeq, a predicted model, not a curated record